Molecule: messenger RNA, 2631 nt
Organism: Sycon ciliatum
Lineage: Eukaryota; Metazoa; Porifera; Calcarea; Leucosolenida; Sycettidae
Product: apocarotenoid-15,15'-oxygenase-like
Exons: 7
Coding region: 130-1728 (532 amino acids)
Biological process (GO): carotene catabolic process
Molecular function (GO): carotenoid dioxygenase activity
Source: RefSeq, a predicted model, not a curated record
UUCAGGUCACACAAUUUUCAUCCUCGUUAUCGAUGUUAUUGUUUCUUUGCAUUGAGUCCGUGUUGGCAGUGUGAGCUUGUGUGCGCGGGGGUGAAUGGGGAAGUACACGAAGCACCCAUAAAAUUAGUCAUGGCGAAGGCUGUUGGAGGCGGCUCGAGUGGUGCAGCGCCUUUCAAAAUUUUGGCAAGUGACAUUGAACGACCACUGACUUAUGAAGAAGUCAAUCGAGGCUGGGACAAUUUGGAGGAAGAACGCUCCUAUUGGGUGCCGGCUGCUGAUAUCGAGGGCACUAUACCCGCUGACCUCCAUGGAACGCUCUUCAGAAAUGGUCCUGGCGUCAACGAAAUAUAUGGCACCAUCUUGAAACAUCCUAUUGAUGGCGAUGGAAUGGUGGUGGCGGUGACUUUUCUCAAUGGACAAGUGCACCUGAAGAUGGCAUUCGUUGCUUCCAAGCACCGGCUGGAAGAGAUCAAGCAGCGACGGUACGUCUACGAUGGUCAGAUGGGAACGCGAAACCGCAGUUCCCUGUAUGGGUCGCUGGCGACACUUGGCACGUUUCUCACCACCGGUGGGUUGCCCAAGUACGCGUACCGAAAUCCGUCCAACACAAACGUAUUCUACUGGGGCGGCAAGCUGCUGUCCGUAUACGAGACGGGCCUUCCUCACUCGCUGGACGCUCACACGCUGCAGACACUGGGACCCGACGACCUCGGCGGUGCGCUAACGAUGGGUGUGUUUGCUGCUCACUUCCGACUAGACAUUCGCAGGAUGCGUCUCGUCUGCAUUGCCUUGCGGCCUGGCCUGCGGCGGGCUGCAACGCUGGACAUCAUGGAGUUUGACUGGAGCUGGAACGUGGUGCAACGCAAGCGCGUCAGCGUGGACGGGCUCAACUACGCUCACGAUUUCCUGCUGCUACCGGACUACUAUGUGUUUCACAUGACACCGUUUGUGAAGAUUUCCUACUCACAGGCACUGCUCAUCAUGGCCGGGCUGACGUCGCCGGGCGAAACCAUGCGCUACUAUCCGGACCUGCCCUCGCGCUUCGUCUUCAUUCCGCGCCCGGAGGGCAAGUGCGAGGAGCGCGACAUUGUGCAGGUUGACACGGAGCCGUUCCAUAUAUAUCACUUCGGCACGUCUGAGCAGCAUGACAUUGACACGGUUGAGUUUACUGCCGUCUGUCUGGAUACGAAGUUUAAUAUGGAGUUUGGUUGCAAGUACUGGCUGAGCAACGCGCACGUCUCCCCUGGCGUUGUCAAGCACUUCAUGGUGGACCUGAAGAGUGGCGUGUGCAAGGCCAAGAAGGCCGACAGAGCCAGCGUGGAGUUCCCCACAACACAUCCCUAUCGACAUGGCCACAAUGGCUGCCGCUUCUCGUAUCUAAUGGCCAGUGAUCGCGAAGGACACAACAUGCCCUAUCGGGAUGUUGUCAAGUUUGACAUUCGACAGCAGUUGCGCCAGGUGUGGCGUUCUCACGGCUGCAUUGGAGAACCAGUGUUUGUGCCUCGUCGCGGCUACGAGGGUUGCGAGUCGGGCGACGAAGAUGACGGCUACGUGCUGGUCCAGCUGUACGCGCCACUCCAGCACCGCACCGAGUUCAUUGUGCUGGACGCAAAGCAUCUAGACCGCGGCCCGCUGGCGCGCGUCAAGCUCCUCCACCACAUCCCGUACGGUUUCCACGGCACCUUUGCGCCGCACGUGUUUCUUCCGCAGGCCCGUUCGUCACUCUAGGUCGAGGGCAGGGCACCAGCGAUUGAGACACUCCAGUCUGAUGCUUGUAUUGUCUGAUCAGCUAAAUGUCUGUCUUUCAACUAAUUUUUAGGGGAGGCUUUUCCUGAACCAGUUCUUGCAAGUAAUUAUGCAAAACAUGUAACUGUUUAUUAUGGUAUGGCUAAUAUUUGCUAUACAUGUAUAUGUAUAUGUAAAUGAACAUGUAUAUGUAUAUGUAUAUGUAAAUGAACAUGUAUAUGUAUAUGUAAAUGAACAUGUUUUGUAUAUGAUAUGGCUAUGCGAUGUAGGAUUAGUAUCUUCUGCUUUGAAGAGAGUUCUCACCACUGCAGGGAAAGACCGGUGACACUGCAGGCAUUGGUAAGAUGCAGUGUGCUUGUGACGCAUUGGAAUACAAUACGAUCAUUUGCCUGCAUGUUAGCAAUAGUAUGCUCUCCAUUUUCUACUCUAUUAUUAGCCAGCAGCGCGAUCGAUGCUCAGCUAAUAUAAAUAACUAUAUUAUGAAGACCUUCUUUUCAAGUGUAACUCCCUCAAACGUAUGAAUCUGAAGACCUGUUUUUAAAAAAAAAAAUUGUUUCAAUAGGUUUCAGGCCUUCUACUAAUUAGUGUCUUGUGCACACUGGAAAAUCCCGACACUGGUGGAGUGUGAUUCUAUCCGUGUCAUAAACAUAGUUCAUUUAGAGUUCCUGUAGAUGAAAGAGAUGAAGAAUGCAAUAGUACACGAGAGUAGCUCCUUCAACACGCGUGCUCGUACUUCGAAUUUUUGGCUGCAUUUCACAUUGGUUUAUUUUUAUUUUUACUCAGUUGCAGCCAUGCCGGUAUUAUAGCUUUGUUGGACGGAUAACUUUUAUUUCUACAACAAUAUGUAUCCGACUGCACAGCUCUAAAUGUCACUGCCUCUCUUCA